AUGCUGAAGAACUGUUCCACCUUGUAUAUAAGUUCAAAGACGCGAAGGAGGGCAUCCAAAAAAUAUGCAAAGAGAUCCAGCCUCUCAGUGCUGCUUUACGAUUUAUCAUUGCUUGCAAAAUCAUUCGAGUCUGAUCAAUAUUUGGUCCAGAAUGCUAUAUCGCGACUGGAAAAGGCCGCCAGUAGAUUAAAGGAUGGGCUAGCUCGAGCGGCGACUGCCAAGUUGAUAUGGCCCUAUUCAGAGAAGGAGGUUCAGAAACUGCUUGAGGAAAUCUCAAGACACAAAGAGACAAUGACGCUUGCGCUCUCCGCCGAUUCCUUGAAGAAGCUGUUACAGGCUCUGUCCAAACAGAGCGAGAUAAGUGACGGAACUGACCAUCUUCACAGAAAGCUGACCGGAAUAGAGACACGGAUUACAUUGGAUAAGCGGCGUAAUGAUGUUCUUAACGUCUUUAUGCGCUAUAACACGCAGCCUCAUUUCGAGAUGAGCUUGAGUCUUCGCCAUCCUUCAACCGGUCUUGGUUGA
This is a messenger RNA of Aspergillus nidulans FGSC A4, 525 nucleotides long. RefSeq lists its product as uncharacterized. NCBI's taxonomy places the organism in Eukaryota, Fungi, Ascomycota, Eurotiomycetes, Eurotiales, Aspergillaceae. The transcript has 3 exons. Bases 1 to 525 code for a protein of 174 amino acids. The record is from RefSeq and is a predicted model, not a curated record.